CGGCAGCAGCGAAACAGUUCAAAACUGGAAAGAAAAUAUUGUCGCGUUUCUGUUGAUUUAUUCGCAAAGUGAAGAGCCUAAAGUAGUUAAUAAGCUUUAUCCUACUUCGUCUACAGUAGGAUUGUACCAACAUUUUUGAUGGAUUAACAUGGCUUCAUAGUGGCUUUAUGCAAAAAAUAAAAUAAAAGAGUUAAUGAAUGGUCAAUAAAAGAAAUUCUUACUCCAGUGUAAGGAGAAAAAAAAAAUAAUAGAGAGGAAAAAAAAAAAUUCAAGGCGUAGAACGUAUUUUAAUUUUACGAGUGUAUGCGCGUGUGUAUGUAGAGAAAGAAGAAGAAGUAAAAAGUGGAAAGAGACUUUUCGGUGCAAAAUUUCAAAUUGGAUACAAGUUCAUUACGCCAACAGUCAUCAGAAUUCAGCAGACUAUACACUUCACAAGUGCGACAUCUCGAUGGCGAAGGCAGCACCUAGACAUAACAGCAAUGAACUUCAAACACCAAGCGAGACUGGAACAGAUGAAGUGGAAAAGUCUUUGGAAUUGCUCGAUAAAGUCUUGUCGGAAUUUGAAGAAGAGCAAGACAGUAUACAAGUUGGUGCUGAGCCUGAGAGUCCAUCGCAAGGCCAUCAAUCAGAAGACGAUGGCUACAUGUCCAUGAAUGGAAGAAGAGCAAAAUUUGUACCUGACUUUCUGCCGACUGAGGAGGUUGCAGCAUCUCAUUCCACACUAGCAUCAACAACUACAACAACAACAAUAACGACAGUACAUCCUGGUGAUGUGCCGCAUAAUGAAAAAUUUUCACCUCCCACGCCUGAAGAAGCAGAACGUAUUAUAUCAAAUCUUCUACCACACAUUUCACCAUCAACGACUCAAGGGGAUCUCAACAUUUCAGCGAUGCCUUGUAUUGAAUUCAAAUUUAAUAAUAAUAACAAUAACAUUCUCACAUCAAAUUUAUCAUUCGGCACGAAAUUUUCUUCGAUUGUCGAAUCUGAAGCAUCAUCAACUUUAAAUUCUCUAGUUUCAACAAAUGCUCCACUUCAAACAACGCUGCCUAAAACACGUCCCACAACAGUAUUUCCAUCACGUUAUGCCAGUCUUCCAUCUCACAUACAGAAACCUAUAGAAAAUGAUCAACAGCAACCUGGGAAUAUUUAUAUUGGCAGAGACUUUAUUGGCAUCAGAAUUAAUGACGUUCAUAAUGCUGUGCUAAAGAGUGGAGCACGAAUGCCUGAAACUAUUGUAAAUGAACAUCCUGUGACAAUCUAUCCUGGACCAUUACCACAAAAGCGUGUUCCACCUCGAACGUUGCCCGGCUCAAUCGAGCGACAUCGAGAUGUUUGCCGUAAAAACCCUUCAUCGGAUUUAUCAUCGUCAUCAUCACAAGAACUUAAAUCGCCCAUUAAAGAGCUUACAUCGCCAAUGAAAUCGAAUAAUAAUUGUUUCAUUUUGGAAAAUGAUGAUUUUAUAAAGCGACCAAAAUCCCCAUCGUCCAUUGGAAACUCACCGACUGCCGCAACUCCACUUGGAAUAAAAAUAAGCAUUCAAACGAUGGAUAAUCUAAUGAACAACCGCAAUAUAAUGAAAAUGGAACAGAAAAUGAACAUGAAAAAUAAUAAUAAACGAAAUAGUCAAUUGAGUGAUAACGACAAUGUUGUAGAUGAUGACGAUGAGGAUAAAUUUUCGGAUGAUUCACUAGAGGAUACGAGUUUGCCACCACCUGCACCACCACCAAUUGUUGUGCCACCACCACCUAGUCUCUCAGCUCCUGUAACGCCAAGUAAACGUCACAGUAUCGCAUGGGAAGUUAAUCUAGAUGAUUUAUGUUCAAAUGGCAAUGGCAUUAGCACGAAGGUAAUUGGCAAACGACAAGGCAAUAAAACACCAGGUUCGGAAUCUCAAUCACAGUCGAGUAUUUGCUCAACGCCGGGCCAAAGUUCAGCUAGCAAUAAAAUUUCAAGUGACUGGCCAGACCCGCCUGACAUUCCAAUUUGUAGCACGGAGGAUGAAGCAGCUAGUAUUUAUUCAGACUCAGAAGAUGUGAUUCCACCUGGAACUGAUAUAUCAGAUGGUAAAGCAACUUAUAUAAUAAGAAAAGGACGACGAAGACAAAGAAUUGACGAAUUUGGAUCCGUCUCGAUGUCAUCAAUAAAUUCAAAGUUAAGUAAUGAAGGUUUAUGCGAUGAUGGAAGCAGUAGUAAUGUGGCUUUGAAUGUGCCAAGUCCAAUUUAUCCGCCAUCGAUGAUGAUACCAAAUUCACGUCAUUCUAUUGACCUGGGAGCAUCGCCACGAAAGCAUAUACUUCAUCAACAGCACUAUCAUCAGCCAAAUUUAAUAUCUAAUUCACCAAGAUCACGAUUAUCAUUAGAUUUAAGUUCACCAAACACAAAUAAUACCGUCAUUGACCUCCCCAAGUUGGUAACAACACCAACAUCAUCCACAACAUCUACAACAAUUAAAUCACCAUCUGUCACUAAAAUAACUACACCAACUUCACCUUUGGUUGCUAAUUCUGCUCCAUUUCCAUCCAGAUAUACGGAAUUUAAGACAUAUAGUUCCACAUUCGAUGGACUGCAGGCACUCGAGAGUCAUUCGUCCAAUGGUAAUAAUCUUGUAAAUGGAAAUCGAGUAUCACCGCAAGUGAACAAUAAUACAUCACCCGAUAAUAAUCCACUGAUGCGUGUAUCAUCACUACCUGCAAUACCACCACAGAUUCAAUUAACAGCAGGCGAUUCAACGUCAACCCCACGACGAGAAUUGGCGCCACCAAUCGAAGAAGAUAGUGAAGAGGAUAGCGAUGGAACGAGACAAGCGCCAUUGCGACAGAUAGAAAAUAAUAUUAGCGCCCUGUUGCGUGGUGAAAUAGCUGUAGCGCAAGUUUCAACAGCACGACCUACACGACCGUUAGGAUUUCGGUCCGGCGUUCAUAAAUCAGAAAGUGCCAAAGAGAUGCUUUUAUCGCAACAAUAUUUCGGUCCACUUCCAGCAACGCCACCUUCGUCAAGUCCUGAUGAAUUUCCGCCUUUACCGCACACACCACCAUCACCUGAUGAUCCAAUGAUAGCACAUGGCAUACAGAAUAUAUCAAUUGCAUCACGUGGACGAAUAAAGUCAUCAGAACAUGGAUAUCGUAAAGAGCAUCGAGCACCUGCUGUUCCACCACAUGCACCACCUCAUUCAUAUGAAUUAAAGACUCGAUCAAUGGAUGCUGGAUUUAGUAAAUCAUAUAGAAAUGGCUCAUUGCCAAUGUCAUCACCACAUUCACCCGGACGAACUUUACCCCCAGAUUUACCAUCUAAUACAUCGUCAUCAUCGCGUCGACGUUUGGCAAGUAGUGGCUUUCCAAAACGCUCUGCACAAAGUCCGCGCGAAGAGAGACGUCUACAGACAUCAUGCAGCUUACCAGAAACGCCUAUUUUUACGAGAGGAUGUGAUAUACCACGUGGUACACCCCAUAGAAGAGCAGCUCCUGAUCCACCUGGAUCAUGCGGUUCAAGUCGAACAAAUCCUCGUCAAAAUAGCUUAAACACUUCAUCUAUUGUGGGCAUCGGAUGCACGACACUUGGAAGUACAGGACGACCACAUCGAAGCAUUAAUCACGCAUUACAAGCAAAUGGUGAACUUAUGAGAUUGCAAGGAUUGCCAGCACGAGGCUGGUAUCCAAAACAAAGGCACACAAGAACGACUGCAUCAACAGAACAUUUAGAUAGACUGCAUCAAGGAUCAAUGAGAGCAUGGGAAAUGAAUACUGGUGGUAAACGAAAGCCAACAACUCUACCGCCCAAUAUGACACCACCAAAAUUCUUUAAUAAAUCACCGCGUGAAGCACUCAGACGUGUCACAAGUUUACUAAUCAAUCGUAAAGGCAAUUCAUCGUCAAAGGAAAAAGAAAAGGAAAAGGAAAAAGAAAGCAGCAAGCGAGAGAAACUUAAAGAAAGAGAUGAAAUGUUUGUUCCAGUUACAUCACACGUUGUUCAUCGGUCGCCCAGAUCACUCGGUGACAUAGAGCCACCAGCACCUCCGCCCAAGAAGAAGGGAUUCUUUAAAAGCUUUUGGAAAAAAUCACGUCAUUAUUCGUUGGAACAGAAUUAAAUCAUGAUUCACGCAUAUGUGCUUGGUUUAUAUUUUAAAAAAAAAUUGUCAUGACUUAAGGAACCAUCAAGAAGUUUCCAAAUUAUUUCGAUAACCAUAAAUGCAAAAAAAAAAUAUAUAAGUUUUUAUUAAAUGUAAGUAGUCGCCAGAUGAUGGCAGCAUAGAAAGAAGAAAUGAGAUGAUAAAUUUUAUGAAUGUCUUGUAGGCUGUUUAUUUAUCAAUUCAUGAUGAAAUUUUAGUUGUUUUUGUUUGUUUGAAUAAUUUUUAAUCCAUUAAUUGAAUGACAUCGAUACAGUUAUGUCAUAUCCCAGUGACUCUACACGAGCAAUGGGCUGAAUAUUUUAUUUUUAUGUACUUUCUUAUGUAAAUUUUUGUAUAAAAUGAAAUUUAAAACUGCAAAGAAUUUGAAGAUGAUUGAAAUUGUGUAAUUAGUGCUGUAUAAGCUUGUGUAGGCUACGCAACAUUCAUCCUACGAUAGAAUGACUCAAAUGCCAGGGAUAAUGGUCAGAGAUAUCUGAUGCAAACAAACCGCAGAGCCACGUCUGCUCACUAAUAUGAGUAAUUAGUCAUCAUCAAUCAUGUCCGCAGCCAACACGAUAUAAACAGUUUGUGUGAGGCAAACAUACCCAAAGUCUAUGCUAAAUUGACUGUCAAAAUGUACUUUAUGGGUAUUAAAUACAUAACUCUAGAUUGUUGGGCUUCUGAAGUUGCUUGGACGUGGAAUUAGAAGGAGUGCAAUCAAUAGUAUAGUUGAGUAGAUUGCUGACUCAGUUGGAGUGG
Molecule: messenger RNA, 4864 nt
Organism: Chironomus riparius
Lineage: Eukaryota; Metazoa; Arthropoda; Insecta; Diptera; Chironomidae
Source: the annotation of a GenBank genome assembly